Messenger RNA from Cottoperca gobio, 2303 nucleotides. Its product is annotated as acyl-coenzyme A thioesterase 4-like. Gene Ontology annotation, biological process: acyl-CoA metabolic process; fatty acid metabolic process. The coding region runs from base 46 to 1359 and encodes 437 amino acids. Lineage: Eukaryota; Metazoa; Chordata; Actinopteri; Perciformes; Bovichtidae. Gene Ontology annotation, molecular function: fatty acyl-CoA hydrolase activity. The transcript is spliced from 11 exons. The record is from RefSeq and is a predicted model, not a curated record.
CUGAGGACUGAGGACUGAGGACCCGACGAACAUCUACAGUGCAGGAUGGACAGGAAACAGUGUUGCGUGAACCUGUCGGUCCGGCCGUGCAGAGGACUCGUGGAUGAGAAGUUCACUGUUUUGGUCCAGAACGUCUUCCCUGGUUUCCAGCUGACCGUGCACGCCCUCCACCAGUGUGAAGAUGGACACAGCUGGGAGGCCUUCGCCCACUACACUGCCAACGCCAGCGGGACCGUGAACGUUGUAGAGGAUCCCAGUCUGGGUGGAACAUAUUCUGGGGUUGAACAGAUGGGUCUCCUGUGGAGCCUCAGACCAGUUCCAGGCAGCAAACCUUCGCUCAGCCUGAGGAGGAUAAACCUCCAGACCCCCAUGGAGGUCACAAUCUCAGUGUACCAGGGUCACCAGACUGAGGGCUUCCUGGAUCAGGUGGCGCUGGCCGUUGUGGUGGCGGAGCGCUGGUACAUGGCGCCCGGCGUCCGUAGGAUCCCGAUUACAGAGGGCGGACUCACUGCGACCCUCUUCCUGCCCUCAGGACCGGGACCUUUCCCCGGCCUCCUGGACCUUUGGGGGGGUGGAGGGAAGUUGGUGGAGCACCGUGCAGCGCUGCUGGCCUCCCACGGCAUCGCCUCCCUGGCCCUCGACUACCUGACACCUGAAAUCACCAGAGACACCGGGAAGACUGUGGGCCAAGAGUACUUUGAGACGGCCUAUCAAGUCCUGGAGCAGCAUCCUCAGAUCGUCGACAGCAGGAUCGCCAUUUUGGGUCUUUCCAUCGGCACCAGCGUCACCUUCAAACUGGCGGUUUACUCCCAAGUUAUAAAGGCCAGGUGUGUGGUGUGUGUAAGCGGGAUGCAUAUGCAGCCGGUGGAGGGUUUUUUGCCAGAGCUCUUGGUUUACUAUAACAAAAGAUCUGAAAGAAUCCGCCACACUGAGGAGAACGAGGAGAUCUUGCGUGAUAUGAUGCUGCCCAUCACCACCGACCCUGCGUUCAAAGUGGACGUGGGACGACUGCAGUGUCCUCUGCUGGUGAUUGUAGGUGAAGACGAUCAGAACAUGCCCACACAGGAGGCUGCAGUGGACAUCAAGGAGAUGAUGGAGCGGGCGGGGAACAGCCACCUGCUCACCGUCCUGUCGUACCCGAACGCCGGUCACCUGAUCGAGCCUCCGUUCACGCCGCACACCCGAACCAGCCUGUUCAGAUCGGUUACCACAAAUCUCAUCGUAACAUGUCUGUGGGGCGGAGAGAUGGCGGCACAUUCUCGCGCUCAGGAAGACGCCUGGAGGAAGACGCUGGCCUUCCUGAGGAAGAACCUGCACAGCAGCAGAAGCCCUGCUGCCAACUUAUCCUGUAACCUGUAACACCAAGUCUGUCGUACUGCCAGAACAUUUCCAUACGGCAUGAUGAUCAUUAGUUCUAAUGCUGCUGCUGAUGGUUUAACCUUUAUGACCUGUUAGUUACAGAUUCUGGUGGUUCUGCACGUUUUAAUCUGUUAUAAUCACAUAAUAAUGUCAAAUGUAUGCAUCCCUGCUGUUCAGUUUUCAGUGCUGUUUCACUGACCCUCAGCGUCUGAGAGCGAUGCACCCUUUAGUGUGUGCAUGAGACCACCGGGCUUUCAACUAACUCCAAUGUAACCCCAUCCACAUCCGGACGCUCAGAGCAACUGCCACAGUAUUAAGGGCGAGAAAGUCCGCCAUGUCAUCCCCUUCACUCUCCAUGAUAUUUGAACCUAACUAAGUAGUUUUGCCGCCUGAACCUAAACUGCAAUGGUUCUGGGUUGAAAAGAGACUCGAGGACACGUCUGUCCCGGGACAUGUCUCUCUCAAAAAACAGGUUUUCAUACACAGGUUGGCCAAAAAGAGCAAACAAGUCCUGACCUUGAGUAGUAAAAACAACUAGAACACUUCCACGGGUCCAUUACUGGAGAGCAAUGAGCACAAAGACAAUCUGGAUCAGGGGAAUCAAGGGGUUUGUAUAAACGGGGUGGACUAGUGGCAACAUCAGGGGCAGGUGAGCUGGAGGGCAUGAAACUAACUUUCCGUUCAUGAUUGAACUCAUCUUUGCAGGUCAACAAUCCUGAUACCCAAGAAUUAUUUACCAGAGAUGUAUUGUAGUAGAUAUCGAUUAAUAUGUGACAAAAAAACAACCUUUACUUCUUCACCCUGUGAAAGGAAGCAGCAGUGACAUCUGAUUGAUCUGUCCAUCUUCCAUGUGUCUUUAUUAAUGAACAGAUCCUGUGGAAUAUACCAAGUAUUAAGAAUGUAAUGAACAAAGCCAGUCACAAUAAGUAUAUCAGUGAAAAUGG